GCAGACGUUCUGUGCUCUCCAACCAGGACCAAGUUAACUACACUGGCUUACAACAGUUGCUUUAUUAUCCAUUUCUACCUUUUGACUGAGAAGAAGAUGAGGGUCGUCAAUAUGGGUCUUCUGCUGGUUUGUGCAGCCUUUGCUCAGUCCUUCAAGUCUCAAGGUGGGGGGAGUCUGAGAGAGGAGGAGGACAUGUGGGGGAACUACCUAAUGGACAGAGAUGACAACCAUGCCGAGAUCAAAGCUGUCCUUCCAGGUACCUGCUCUGCGUGUAAGGGCAUCAUCAACAAGGUCAAGGCCAAGCUGAAUGGUGAUAAUGACAGGGAUAACAUUGCUGCUAAACUGGACUCUAUUUGUCGCAGCUUGGGGAAGCUCAAAGGCGUCUGCAAGAGACUGGUCAAUAAAUACAAAGAACAACUGAUUGAUGCACUUGUCAGUGAUGUGGAUGCAAGGGUUGCCUGUAAGAAAUUGAAGCUAUGCAAAUGAGAUACCAUUCACCCACGAUUGCCCUGGUCACAGGUCUGAGCAUACAUGUUCUGUCUGUUUUUUUUUCAGAUGAACACGCUGUCAUAGCUUAGCUUUACAUUAUUUUCAUACACAACUGUCUGGAUGGAAUGGCAGUCUUUAAAGUCACUUGUAUUGCUACUGCAAUUUUCAUUGAAUUAAA
Salvelinus namaycush (lake trout) is the source of this 667-nucleotide messenger RNA. RefSeq names its product saposin-C-like. Gene Ontology annotation, biological process: killing of cells of another organism; defense response to bacterium; antimicrobial humoral immune response mediated by antimicrobial peptide. The transcript has 4 exons. Gene Ontology annotation, cellular component: cytolytic granule. NCBI's taxonomy places the organism in Eukaryota, Metazoa, Chordata, Actinopteri, Salmoniformes, Salmonidae. The record is from RefSeq and is a predicted model, not a curated record. The coding region runs from base 97 to 486 and encodes 129 amino acids.